AUUCAUUAUACUCAUCCGCGCAAAACCACCCCGACCAGAUCUGACCAGUCAACCCGAUCUCUGCCCGGAACGUGGAACGUCAAACGUCAAAAGCAGAAAGCAGAACAGCAAACAGGCUGCAGCCGCUAAUUCGUCGACAGAGUCGAGAUAUGCAUGCAGUUCAUAGAAACUUAUUUCUUUCAACAUGAAUUCAACCACCUUUCUGUUGGUGUUUGCAUGUGUGUUAAGCUUAUCAAUUGCUUCAAGAGUCAUUGAACUGAGUGACAGGUUUCUGGACAUACGUCGAGAUGGCCAAUGGUUGAUUAUGUUCUAUGCUCCCUGGUGUGCCCAUUGCAAACGCCUGGAACCUAUUUGGGCUCAUGUUGCUCAAGCCCUAACUAACACUAAUGUGAGGGUUGGCAAGGUUGACUGCACCAGAUUUUCUUCCUUGGCUACUGAGUUUAAAGUGAAUGGUUUUCCAACCAUCAUGUUUAUGAAAGGUGAUGCAGAGUUCACCUACAAUGGAGAUCGAACCAAAGAAGAGAUAAUGAAAUUUGCUCUGCGAGUAUCAGGACCACCGGUUCAAUCAAUCCAGCGACCUGAAAGUUUGGACAACCUGAAGGGUACUCAAGAUCAUUUCUUUGUUUAUGUUGGAACUCAAACUGGACCUCUCUGGGAAGCCUAUUUUGAUGUUGCUGAAAAAUUCCAGCCGCAUGCAUUCUUCUAUGCUACAUCUCCAAAUAUUGCCAAAAUGCAUGUAAAAAUAGAUGAUACUCCUGCCAUAUUUGUCUACAAAGAUAAUAGUCACUUUUUCUUUCAAGAAAUUACAACAACUGAAGCACUAAAUACAAGCAUUGCUGAUUGGAUUAAUCGGGAACGGUUCACACAGUUUCCUAAAGUGACACGGGGCAAUUUGAAUCAGCUGAUGAAAACUGGAAAGUACUUGGUCUUAGCAGUUGUGGAGGAAAACAAGCUAGAGGAAGUCCCUGCACAAAUGCUUGAAUUCAAGGAUAUGGUUGAAUCAGUCAUUGUAAAACACAGAACGAAGUAUCAUAGACAUUUUCAGUUUGGUUGGGUUGCUCAGCCCGACUUGGCUAAUUCAAUUGCAAUGCAAAAGCUUCCCUUGCCAUCAUUAAUGAUUGUCAAUUCAACAACAAAUCAUCAUCACUUUCCUGAUGAUGAUCCAGCACAGCUGACUGCAGAGGCCAUAGUGAUGUUCCUUGAACAAACUCUCAGUCAAUCACUGCCGAUAUAUGGUGGCAACUCAUGGCCAGUGCGAGUUUAUCGUGCUUACUUCGAGAUGAUAACGGCGGCAUCUGAUAUGUGGAAAGGAAAUCCUGUCCUGACAACAGUUUUGUUUGGCCUUCCAUUUGGGUUUCUUUGUCUCAUUUGCUAUUCAAUUUGUUGUGCUGACAUUAUGGAUGCUGAUGAGGAGGAGGAGGAAGAAGAAGAACCUCUACAUGAAAAAAGAGAAUAAAUUACCCCUUAUACAUGUGGUGCACUUGAUAGGCUGUGGAAUCCAUGAUCUCUUGGAUGAGUGUAUGCUUAAAAUUUAAAGGACAAAAUCUAGUCAAAUUUGGGUGGACUUGUCAAAUGAUGAGUAUACAUGUGUCAUAUUAGCUUCUCAUGCUAUAUCUGUGCUAAUGUUUUGCUCAUUCCAUAGACGUCUUUUCUUGUCAGUUUGAGAUUAAUUUAGGUCACUGUCCAUCAUGAUAACUUCACUUUUCAUUUAUUAUAAUUAAAAGAUCCUAUGGUGUUUCCAGAACUUUUUGUACUUUGUUAAUACGUAACUUGAAAGAAUUUGUUUUUGCAAUUAUUGAUUUAGCGACCCUAUUUUGCUUUUUACAUUUCCUCACAAUCAUGGUAUGCUCUUACUUCAUAUCUUUUAUUGACCAAGACACACUCAAGUAAAGUACUUACAAUUAGCUGGGAGAAGUGGGACAUGCAUUUGAAUGGCAAAAUAGUUUUAUGGGGUGAUUUUUUUUUCUCUCUGUUUUAUAUUACCUGAACAAAAUGUUGUAUGUUUACUAGGUUGCUAAAGUAAUGUUCAUCCCUUCUGUUUCCUGUCUGCCUUAUAUGUUAUACUUUGUUCAUUUCUUCCAAUGUUAUCCUUUGUACAAGGGUUAUCUUUGAUUUUAAUAUUCUAUUGCCAUCUAGUCGGUUAUCUAUGUUUUGGUGUUUGAUUUACAGGCAGACUUCUUGUUGAUAUGGUUUUACUAGUUCUAUGUACUUAAGUUAAAAUAAUUGCUCAUAGUGUGUUCAUGAUGUCCUGUACAUUUAUAUAUUGUAGGUGAUCCCUGUAAUUUAUCUUCCCAAGCAGAUCAGACUUUUGCCUUUGGUUAGACUAUUGGACUGCAGUGCGAAUGACAAAUGAUGAAGAAAAUAACAAUAAUAAACUUUCUUACUGUUUGAGUUA
Thrips palmi is the source of this 2395-nucleotide messenger RNA. It is a transcript of the gene Tmx3, whose product is annotated as protein disulfide-isomerase TMX3. Gene Ontology annotation, molecular function: protein disulfide isomerase activity. The record is from RefSeq and is a predicted model, not a curated record. The transcript is spliced from 13 exons. Gene Ontology annotation, cellular component: endoplasmic reticulum. The coding region runs from base 185 to 1456 and encodes 423 amino acids. NCBI's taxonomy places the organism in Eukaryota, Metazoa, Arthropoda, Insecta, Thysanoptera, Thripidae. Gene Ontology annotation, biological process: peptidyl-cysteine oxidation.